UAGCUCAUGGCACGCUCAUGGAUCUCAGUGGAGGUAUAUAAGGUGGGAGGUGUGUCCCGACCGUCAGUUGCCCGUGUGUCGUCGUCAGAGGAGGAGUACGCUGCUUUGUGUCAUAGUUUACUCACGCACGCACGUCUCUCGCAUACUGAUUUUCAAUAUGAUGUGCAAGGUGCUAUUGUUGGCUCUUGUGGGCGCCGCGUGCGCAGCCUCCGUGGAGAAGCGCCAAGGGACCCCCGUAGCCCAGGCGAGAGACGGAGCCCACGGACACUCAGGGCACGGCGGUGGCUCUUCUUACGCCGCUCCUGCUCCCUCCUCCUACGACGAGGGCGGCUCCCAGGGCAACCUUUACUACUACUACUACCCCGUGUCAGAGUACGGUUCCGCUGAGGUCGCUGAGGGAGGCUUCGAUGUCUUCGCUGCUGUAAUCCUCCCUCUUCUGAUCAUCGGUGGUAUUCUGCUGAUCCUGUCCUCACUUACCUUCACGCUUACCAACGGUAGAGCGAUGUCCGACGAGCCCCGCGAGGCCUCCAUUGUGGACGAGUUGCAUGAUGAGAUCGAGCGCGUGUUCUACCUCUACCUGAACGCCUUUGAGAGCGAGCAAUGCAUCCAGAGGACCAUCUGUCAGCUCGGCACCUACGCCAAGGACUUCAAGGGCAAGAACUUCGUCCUCAGCCUUGUGGAGACCCUGGCGCCUGAGGGAAUGAAGAACAACGUGGCUAUCUUCGCGAAGGCCGCCAAGUCUGGUUACGACACCGGCAAAUGCAAGCAGUUUAGGUGCGUCGCUCCGAAGCUCCUGGACAACUGAGCCUUCCCCUGACUAACUUGACUGACCCGACGAGCUGCCUUGACUGCGUAACCCGACAGCGGACUGAACUAUCUGACACGGACCGACUUAAUUGCUUAUUGAUUUUUCGGCGUUCGGAGGAGAGAUUAAAAAAAUGAGUUAGCUUUUUUUUUUUUGGAGGAGUUAAAAAUAAUAUAUAUAUACAUACAGAUGGACGCUCACGUGAUGUAAUGAGACUGUGCUGUUGCUGUGAGUGUUCGUAUGUGUGUGUGUGCAGUACGUAUGACUGGCUUUCGUUGUGUCGUGUGUUCCUUUUUGAAUUGAUGGAGGUUUUCGUGUUCUGAGUUCCCCCGCUGUCUCCCUUCACUGCUGGUCAGUCCUAGGUGAGCAGUGAUAUGAAAUACGUCCUUUAUUUAAAGAUCUUAUAGUCUGCCCUGUAAUUUAAAUACCUUGAUUUAAAUACCCUAUCCACGUAUCCUUUAAAUGCCUCCUAUCCAGACAUCAAUUAUUUAAAUACCGUAUCCUACUCGUACUUUAAUUUAUUUACCUUAUCCUACACCGAAUAUCCUUUAAAAAUGUCUUAUCCUUAAUCCUUAUACCUUCCGACCCACUCAUGUAAUUUAAAUACCACAUCCCAUCCGUACAAUCUUCCUUAAUUUAAAUGUUUGACACUCAUUCAUUCCCUUUAACUAUUUUGUAUAUUUCUAUGAAUAGUAUUUAUUUAUUUUUACCUUGCUGUCGUAUGUCGGAGUGACCGAUCCGGGAUAAAAGAGUUGAUAAUGCUGAUGACUUUUCUACAAAUCUCAGGGUUGUUUUUUUGUUGUUGUUAUUUUUAUUUUUCGAUGUUGCUACCAUAUGAAAAUUGUACUUGUUAUAUUACACUAAAGAUACAAUUUGUAAUCAAUAUGGCGUCUUAUUGUUUUGUUUUGUUUGUUUGUUUGGUCUUGGUCAUUUGUUUUUAUUUAGCUCGAGUCCCUCCAUGAAUCGGACGCAGCAGCUGCAGGCCCACAAAUAUUCCUCUGUUUUCUUUGAGUUCUGCCUUCAGUGCCAUGUUCUUCCUGUCUUAAAAAAAGAAAAAUAGAAGAAUCACGGUUUGUAUUUCCUCUUACCUCGUCUUCAACAGUUCCAUGUGACCCUAAAUUAAUCAGUUUAUCCUUCCAACACUCAUUUUCCUUUUUCCCUGAACGAUUCACUCUAAAAAAUUGUUGAUUUCUGAAAGCCAAAGAGGAACCACAGUGGCGUAAGAAAAGGAAGUUUCAUAAUGUUUCAGAAUUGCAUUUACGAUCUUUUCUCGAGUGGUUCAGUGGUACAGGACUUGACUUGAGGUUCACGUGUUGCCAGUUCGAUGCUCUUGGCUCAUGGUAAUCCCUCGGUAGAAGAGGCAGCGUCUCUCUCUUGCUAGAAGCAAUAAUAAUCUCAAGUCUUCAUCCUUGGCCGGUUAGGUUAAUAUUUAGUUCUGUAAUUCUUGGUUCAAUAAUUGGUUCUAUUGUUGUACUUGGUUCUUCUCCUUGAUACUGUACUUAAUGUUGGUUCUGCAAUAAUUCUUGUACAUGUAUAAUUAACUUUCCAUCCUGUAAUUCUUCCAGUAACUCUCUUUGGUCCUACAAUUCAUUUACGUUGUACAAUUCCUGUUCUAAUUCUCCAAGUUGUAUAUACAUCUCGCCUCAGUCACUCUUCCUGGUUUUACUCUGUUCAGCACACAAGCUCUCGAGGUAUCACCAGUACAGUUGCUCGCUCCUAACAUACCGCAGCUCACAUAUGUACAUAGUUACAUAUCCUAAGUCUUUCACUCACCAGUCUUCCCCUUCCUGUCAUCCAUUUAGCCAACACUUGCAUUAAUGUUCCCACGUCAAUUAGGAGACUGCUGUAAGGCUGCCUGCACCUGUUUCCUUGCAUUUCGAGUAAUUUCACUUCUCCUGCGUUUUGUUUUAUUUUUUUCAUUAUUACUAUUGUUAUCGUUGUUAUUUUUGUUCUUUAUUCUGGAGAAGUUUCAUCUCGUUUGUUUUUUUGUUGUUGUUUUUUUUCAUAACAGGAGUAUUGUUAUUAUUAUUAUUAUUAUUAUCUGUUUUUUUUCUCUCUGAGCUUUGUAAAUACAUUGGCCCUUAAAGUAUAAUGUGUUGUAUGAUUGUAGGGCUGCUUUUGUUAUAUAGCUAUAUCCUUACUAGAUAGAGAGAGAGAGAGAGAGAGAGAGAGAGAGAGAGAGAGAGAGAGAGAGAGAGAGAGAGAGAGAGAGAGAGCCUACCAGCCAGCCAGCCAGACGGACAGACUGAGUGACAGAUAAACAGUCAAUCAGUCAGUUACUCAGUCAGCCAGUAAGUCAGUCAGCCAGGCAGACAACCAGACACACAGACAACCAGCCAACCAGAGAUAAACAGACAACCAAAUAGUCAGUCAAUCAGUCAAGACAGACAGACAGACGGACAAACAGGCAGACAACCAGCUAACCAUCCAGACAAACAGAAAAGCAACAACAAUCAACAAAUAAAAAAAAUAAAAUAAAAUAAAACAGAAAACUAAUAAAAUUCCUUUAGAAAACCUUACAAUAUAUUCAAAUCCUACUGAAAGAGUACUGAAUUCUGUAUAAGAGCGUCACGAAACACUUAAGGCUUCGAACCAGGUGUCACUCACUCAGUUGCUUCGGUCCUUUGGCUCUCGUGACGUGCAGUAAAGGUGUGGGACGUGCUGUCAUUAAUAACGUACUUAGCAUGACGUGUGUGGCGAUGUGGUGACGUGUGGUUCAGGAAAGGGUCUCUGAUCUGUGACCCGCCGGAAGGGACGUGAAAUCUGUAUAUGGGGAGAGAAUUCACGGUGGGUUCUCUCGCUCCCAGUGACUCGUUCUGACUGCCACCGCGCAACCUCACGCUCAGAUCCUAUAAAAGCUUACAGCGUCGACACUCCGCUCAGUGUGUCAAGUCCCUGCAGCUGCUGCUUCUCCUCCGCAACAUGGCCUCCGCCGCCGCCACAACCGCCACCUGCGCCGCCCUUUUGCUUGUGGCGUUGCUUCCGCUGCUAGCCACGCCCGCCGAGGCCGAAAGUUACGAGUAUCAGUCCUCUUACGACCAUGACUGGGCUCCUGCUUAUCAGAGGCAGCAGUACUGGGGGCGGCCGCGGGCUCAGAGACGCACCUUGUGGCAAACAGCUCGGUCCCUCAUGCCGCGCUUCGCCGAUGUGGCCUAUGAGACAGCCAGCUCCUUCUCGCUCCCCGCUAUCGCCCUCAUCACCCUCUUUGUGCUUUGGCCUGAACACAAACACUACAGGACCAAGAGAGACGCCGGCGAAUCCGAGGACGAGAGCACGAACCAGCUGGCGAUGCACUUAGGGAGAAUCUUCGCUGCUGCAGUGGAGGGGGAUGAGUGCAUGCAGAGAGUGGCGUGUGAGAUCGGUGCUGUGACCACCUCUCUUCAUCCGACCCAAACGAAGCUGUUGACGAGACUGGUGACCUCCCUCGCCCCCGCUAAGUAUACCACGUUGCUCAAGACCUUCAAGACGGGAGCCACGACCGCGCGCUGCGACAAACACGCCUGCGACUUGCUGCACCUCCAACAAUGAGCACGCGGGAAGCCCAGGGCGGCGCGUUGAGGCCUUCAAAUUAACCAAGACUUCUACAGAGGAGUUAUUCACGUCUGAAGAACACAAGGGCUUGGCUUUGACUUGAGUUUCCUUUCCAUCUCGUCUUCAGAAGCUUGUGCAAUAUUCUGGGUCUUUUAAAGAGACGUGAAGUGAGGCAUAUCCAAAGUAAUGAUGCUAAUGCACUUCCCAUAAGCCUCAUUACAUCUUGGACAUUUAGGAUGCUCUUAUAGUCCUGCAAGAUCUGUCUCGUGUCUCUCAGUGCUGCGGGGAGAUGGCCUUUGUUGUCUCCUACUGAGGCACUAAUUGACUUUGUUGUUAGGUCGGCUUAUUUCUGUCUACCUGAGUGUAAGGUGCUAGGGACUUUUGUUCGAUCUGGUUAAAGUUGACUUCGUUGUUACAUUGGUUUAUUUCUGUUCUAAGUUCGUAAAGGUAGAAGUUAGUUUGCGAGGCAGUGUUGCUAGAUUCGCUUAUCUGUUAGUACCAGUUCGCCGCACAAUGCAAGUUAGUAAAACAUUUCUUGAUUUUCAUUGUUAGAUCGACUUAUUUCUCUUUGUACGUAAGUUAGUAGUAAAUGUAGUUUGUUAAAGAUUGCUGUCAAAUUUGCUUAUCGAUUAGUACUUGUUCACCAACCAAUGUAGAUUAGCGAAACAUUACUAGACUUCACUAGAUCGGCUUGUUUGUCUGUAGAGAUUAGUAAAGCAAGUGCAUAGUUAGUUUGUUAGCGACAUUGUUGUUAGAUUAGACUUCGAAAUUAUGUGAAAAAUUAAACAUCCCAAGACCAAUAGUAAAGACAGCGCUUGAUGAGACUUAGACUUGAGAACAAUCGAUGAAAAUUUUAAUAUAUCACCAUCGUCUCAAGUUAAUGAAUCCAAGAGCGAUGGAGAAGCGGCCUCAGUGGUUACAUCCUUGCACUACAAAUAUAUCACGUGUUCGAAUCCUUUAUUUUAUGUAGGCUCUAAGUGGCAUAUAGUGCAUCUCCUGUUCGGAUCCCGUUCGGCAUUACGGUUAUUAUUGAUGUUUUCUCGCAGGGCAUCAACUCACUAAGUUAUUAUUGCUACUAAUAUAGUUGAUAAGUUACGGUUCCCGCUGGUCGGGCAGUACACAGUAAGUUAAGUUAUAACGUUAAGACAAACCAAUACUAUGGUAAAAAAAAUGUG
Messenger RNA from Scylla paramamosain (green mud crab), 5511 nucleotides. RefSeq lists its product as uncharacterized. The record is from RefSeq and is a predicted model, not a curated record. The coding region runs from base 158 to 805 and encodes 215 amino acids. Lineage: Eukaryota; Metazoa; Arthropoda; Malacostraca; Decapoda; Portunidae. The transcript is spliced from 7 exons.